ACGGAGAUAAACGGUGUGGAUUGUUCUUCUUCAUUUUAAUGCUUUUUAUAAACAGAUCAUUUACCUGGACGCUGGUGUGAGUCUCUGACUUUCUCCACAACACCUUUAACACACGCUCCUGGCUUUAUGUUGCUGCUGAAGAUGAGGGAUGUAAAGUUAAUGUGCUUUCUCCUCUUCAUGUUGGUGGCCCUGGGCUCGCAGGCCGUGGCAGGAUGCCCGAGGGUGUGCGAGUGUCCUCCCGAGCGCCCCGUGUGUCCUCCAGGUGUGAGCUUGGUACCUGAUGGCUGCGGAUGUUGUAAAGUUUGUGCUGCUCAGCUAAACGAGGACUGCCAUGAGGGUCGGCCAUGUGACCACCAUAAGGGGCUUGAGUGCAAUUACGGCAAUGAGGUUGGGAGUACACGUGGAAUCUGCAGGGCCAAACUGGAAGGCCGCUCAUGUGAGUAUAACGGCCAUAUGUACCAGAACGGAGAAGACUUCCGCGCCGGCUGUAAGCACCAAUGCACAUGCAUCGACGGUGCUGUGGGCUGUUUGCCUCUCUGCCCUACAGAAGUAAUCCUGGCGUCACCUGCCUGCCCCUCACCGAGACUGAUUAAAGUACCAGGACAGUGCUGCCCGAGCGUGGACUGCCAUCGCGGAUCCUCAGUGCUGCCCCCAGUCUACAGAGUCCCACAGCCACCGCCUUACAUCUACCCUCACCUUGCACCCUACCCUAAACCCUUCCCUAAACCUUUCCUCAAAGACUACCUAAAGAAUUACCCAACCAGACCACAGGAAACCCUGAGUAACGAGCUAACGGAUGUGGGGAAGAAGUGGGACAAGCCUCGUAGUCACAAACGCAUAACAGCCUGGAAGAAACUGGAAAGCCCUGACAAGUGUGUGGUCCAGACUACGAAGUGGUCACCGUGUUCUCGGAGCUGUGGGAUGGGCGUGUCUUCCCGCGUCACCAACCAGAACGCUCAGUGCAAGCUGCUGAAAGAGACGCGCCUGUGCACCAUCAGACCCUGCAGCUCCAUGGCCGUGCCUGUGAAGAAAGGAAGGAAAUGUUCUCGCACGCAGAAGUCUCCUGAGCCGUUACGACUCCACUACGCAGGCUGUCGCAGUGCUCGUCUCUACCGUCCCAACUACUGCGGUGUGUGUCGGGAUGGACGCUGCUGUUCACCGCGCCGCUCCCGCACCUCGCCCGUAGCCUUCUCCUGCCCAGACGGUGAGCGCUUCGAGAAAGCUGUAAUGUUCAUCCAGUCUUGCAAGUGCAGCGACCAGUGCGACCACCUGAAUGAAGCCUCGCUCACACCGCAGCGCUGGCUCUAUGGAGACACACACAAGUUCAUCGACUAGCCGUCUGGCCUUUGCCUGACUCCAUCCUGUUUGCUUUCCCCACCGAACCCUGCUAGAGUAGGCGUGCAUCUUAAGAUCAGACAUAGAACCGACAGCCUGGAAUCCCAAACACUUGUAGAUGAAGUGAGAACCUGGACAACGUGGACGAGGGCCGGCAGGUGUAUUUAGUAUAGUCAUCUUGUAGACAUUUUUUUAUUUGACCUGCGAAUACAAAUGCAGCCUCUAUGAAAAGACUGCUGGACUAGUGGACUAGCAUGAAAAGUCAUGAUUAAACCUGAAAGAAGUGUGUCCUUUAAAGUGUGUCCACAUGGGGAAAUGUGCUUCUCAUGAUUGUUUUCCAUUUUCUCCAGAAAAGAUCAUGGGAUAAACCCAUAAACUCUCUUAGUCUUUUUUUAUUUGUUUUUUAAUAUGCAGAUACUGUAGAUGGUAUUUAUUUUGUGUAAGAUAAACGAGCAACUUUUUGCUUAACGCGACAAAAAGGAAACGUGAUGGAUUCCUGGAAUUAAAACAGACUUGUUUUCCAGCACAAAAGAAUGUGGCCUUACUCCACGUGAACUUGACUUUGACCCUGAUUCGCCAGCGCCAGUGAUUUUUCUUUAUUUUAGCCUGAGGAGCCAGGAAAAGAAAAAGAAAGGUUUGCCAAUGGCCCUAGCUUUUUGCUUGUCCACACAGCAAAUUACUCCCCUCUGGUUUUGCUAUUUAAAAUAUAGUUUUUACAAAACGCCAGUGAAUGAAGUAAACAUGUAAUUUUAAAAGUGAAAAGCAGGGACCGCUCCCGAUUCGCUCUGUAAUCUAGCAACCCAUGCCUGAAGACUGGGCGGAUGAUGCUGGCGCUCUUUUACGACGCUCGCGGUCUCCGGUCCUGCCUCCUGGCUCUGAUAUGCUAGACGCUGGAGGUGACAUCAUUCUCAUUUAGCGAGACCAAAAACUAUCAUGCAGAACAUCAAGCGCAGCAACCAAGUGACUCAGAAGUACAAUCCACACCUGGACUCCAGUUCUCACACUCCAGAUUCAACGACUCAUCACUCCAGACCAGAUUCAAACUGCAGAUGUAUAUACAUUAUUGAUGGCUUGAUGUUGAUGAUUUUUCUAUCAAACAUGCAUUUUUGAAAAAAUAUGUGCACCUUCACCCUGCUUUGAAGAGUAUCCAUGACAUUCUAACAGAAAUGGUUUCAUGAAAAUAUUAAACUUGGUUGUAAAAUUCUGCUUUUGACUGUAACCAUAACUUUACCACAUUCUUACCGCACCAGACUAGCAUCGAAUGACUAACCGGCCUAGCUUGCAAAUUGGAUGAUUUAUUAUCAGUGAUCCAAUUCUUAAUAAUAAUAAAAGUCCCACCUCGGGUCUGUGUGCAAAGAGCUUGCAAGGGUCGGGAUAGCUCACUGGUUAAGGCAUUGGUUCAGAAGAUCCCAGGUUCAAAUCCCAUGAUCACCAAGUUUUUCCUGUUGGGCCCUUGAGCAAGGCCCUUAACCCUCAACAAGAUGUAUAAUAAGAGGUAGGUCACUCUGAAUAAGGGUGUCUGCCAAAUGCUGUAAAUAUAAGUUCUCUUCAUGCUUGGUUUUCUUCGGGUACUUCGGUUUGAUCCCACAGUCUAAAGACCAGCAUUCCCGGUGCAUUGUGCAUAUGUGCCCUGGGAUGGAUUGGCACCCAGUCCAGUGUGUAACUUGCCUCCUGGAAUAGGCUGCCAGAAUCUGUACAGACGCUUCUAUCAUAAAGUUGUUAUAGCCUGGAUGAAACUUCACUAAAAAGAUAUUUCCGUGUGUUUGUGGGAAUCUGGUCAACUUGGGUGGAGAAACAUUGCACGGGAGCUACGUUAAAGUUUGAGCAGCGUACAAUUGACGUUUCAUCAAACUGUUCCCUUAGAAACAGAUUUUUUAUUUGAGUAAAGCGUGUUGUAUAAUUUUUUACUGUUAUUUGUUGUUUUUUUGGUUGUGCAUUAAUGUUUUUUUUUAUGUACUGUAUUAGCUGUCUGUAAAGCGCUUUGAAGGACUUAUUUAUAUCCAGCAUAUAUACAGACUCAAACUCCGGGAUUCAUGUCUUCUUGACUUGUAAACACACAUCAGACACAUCUUGUGUAAACACACAUCAGAUAUCCUUUCUGAGUGAACAGUCUGAACAAUAUGCCUUCAUUUGUCCUUGAGAAAUAAACCAAAAGAGUUACCAUUGUUAUUGUCUUUGGUCGACGACGCACAAGUCGCUUAGAAUGUUUUUUUUUUUUCUUUUCAGAAAU
This is a messenger RNA of Clarias gariepinus (North African catfish), 3565 nucleotides long. RefSeq names its product CCN family member 1. Gene Ontology annotation, cellular component: extracellular region. Gene Ontology annotation, molecular function: protein binding. The transcript is spliced from 5 exons. The record is from RefSeq and is a predicted model, not a curated record. Gene Ontology annotation, biological process: signal transduction. Bases 127 to 1335 code for a protein of 402 amino acids. Lineage: Eukaryota; Metazoa; Chordata; Actinopteri; Siluriformes; Clariidae.